Messenger RNA from Trypanosoma cruzi, 654 nucleotides. Its product is annotated as mucin TcMUCII, putative. NCBI's taxonomy places the organism in Eukaryota, Euglenozoa, Kinetoplastea, Trypanosomatida, Trypanosomatidae. The record is from RefSeq and is a predicted model, not a curated record. The coding region runs from base 1 to 654 and encodes 217 amino acids. The transcript has a single exon.
AUGAUGAUGAAGUGCUGUCUGCUGUGUGCCCUGUUGGUGCUCGCCCUGUGCUGCUGCCCGUCCGUGUGUGAUGCAAAGGAUACGCCGGUUCAAGCUUCUUCCCAGACGACGACGAGUAUUAAAACAGAGCCAACGGACACUAACAAGCAUACUGAGCCUGAAGACCUUUCGACGAAAAGUGUGAUUACAGCAAAGGAACUGGUCGUUAACUCUGAGACUGAGGAUGAAGCAAAUGGUCCCGCCACCACUCUCCGUUCCCCCCCAGAGGGAGAACAGGGGAAAGGUAAGACGGGGUCGUCAGGUUCGGUGCCCGCUGCGGAACAGGAUGAUACUGCCAGGGAUGGACAAAGUUUGGCCGGUCCGGAUUCGCAUUCAAGUGUUGCGACCAGUACUUUAGAGAGAGAGGGUACGGAUGGUACAUCAGAGUCACAAAGCCACACGAGUACGGCUGCAGAGAAAGCAACUGAGGAAGCCAAAGAUUCUGCCCAGAUGACCACGACGACCACCACUACGACUACGGAGGCGCUAACCACGACGACCACCCACGCACCGUCGCGGCUUCGCGAAGUGGACGGCAGCCUCAGCAGCUCUGCGUGGGUGUGUGCCCCGCUGGUGCUCGCCGCAUCCGCGCUGGCGUACACCGCUGUGGGCUGA